Cutaneotrichosporon oleaginosum is the source of this 909-nucleotide messenger RNA. RefSeq lists its product as uncharacterized. The record is from RefSeq and is a predicted model, not a curated record. Lineage: Eukaryota; Fungi; Basidiomycota; Tremellomycetes; Trichosporonales; Trichosporonaceae.
AUGCUCGAGUACAUCUACGUGUGCCGGCACGGCUUCCGGUACGUUGCGUGCGCGAUUCUGCUGACUGGCAGCUUGUCGGAUGGCUCGAACUGGACGAGCAGCCACCACCACGCGCCGACGGGCAUGGACCGUGACUAUCCUCUCGCGGCCCUCGGCCACAUCCAAGCGGAGGACCUCGCGCGCUUCCUCUCCGACCCCGAGCGCACGGCCCCGCACCCGCCGCCGGAGCGCGUGUUCUCCUCGCCGUUCUACCGCUGCCGCCACGGCACCCCGCACUCGAUCCACCUCGAGCACGGCGUGCAAGAGUGGUACUCGACGACGAAGGAGGGCACGGGGCUGCACCCGCGGCCCGGGGGGCCUGCGAGCUUGGCGCCCCACUUCCCCGCGGGCAUGGUGGACAUGGAGUACACGAGCACGGUGUAUGCGAGCCGGCGCGGCGAGAGCCUGCGCGGGCUGCACGCGCGCAUCGGCCUGUUCCUCGACACAUGGGUCGCGCGGAUGGACGAGGCGGGUGUCCGGUCCGCCGUGAUCUUCGGGCACGCCGCCACCGUCAUCGCCAUCGGGCGCCUGCUUACCGGCGACAUGGAGCGCGAAGUCACCGCCGGGUGUGCGGUUACGUCGCUGUACCGCCGCCGCGCGGGGCCGUUGGGCGGGUGCGGCCAGUGGGAGGGCGUGUAUGACGGCCGUGCGGAUUACAUGCCCGGCGGCGUCGAGCGGGACUGGGCCUUCUCGAAUAUCGAGCUUGCGGACGGCGAGGUCCUCGAAGAGCCGGGAGACGGGAAGUACCACCCACCAGAGGACGAGCUGCCGGUCGGCCUCGCGCCGGGCAUGGAGCGAUACCUCCGCAGAGAUGGGGGCAGCUCGGAGGCCGUGAUCGGCACCAAGCCGGCGAACUGGUCGCGGUUGUAG